AUGUUCGCCACCAUUGCCGUCGCCUGCCUCCUCCUGUUGCUUUCUCCUCUCGAGACCUGGGGCCUUAGUCCCCGCGUCAAGCUCAGCAAUGGGGACCACAUCGGCCGGGUUCUCGAUUGUGGUGUCUCCCACUGGUUGGGAAUCCGAUACGCUGCCCCUCCUCUUGGGGAACUUCGGUUCCAGCCCCCAGUUGACCCUCUCCCAGAGAACGGCACGCAAUAUGCCUACGAGCAUGGUCCAAUCUGCCUCCCAACUGGGGUUCUUCCCAGCCAAAAUAAUGAGGCCAAUUACUCCGAGGACUGUCUCUUCCUCGAUGUUUAUGCUCCCAGCAGAGCACACCCGGUGUCUAAGCUGCCUGUCUUCGUCUACAUUCAAGGUGGAGGGUUUAAUGCGAACUCCCAUCCUCGCCUGAACGGCACCGGCCUGGUCAAGAAGAGCGAGAUGGGCAUCGUUGUCGUCACUUUGAAUUACCGAGUCGGCCCUUGGGGAUUCCUCAAGAACAUUGCCCAGUUUGGUGGUGACCCAGACCAUGUUGUCCUCGGUGGUGCAUCCGCCGGCGCCUCAAGUAUCGCCUGGCACCUCACCGCAUAUGGCGGCCGUGAUCAAGACCUUUUCCACGCUGGCGCCGGCGAGUCAGCGGCUUGGGGUCAUGUUAUCACCGCCAAAGAAGCCCGUUACCAGUUCCAAGAUCUUGUCGUCCGCAUCGGCUGCGUCAGCAACAGCUCGGAGGCUGUACUCACCUGUCUACGCAAGAAGCCGUACCGAGAGAUUCAGAUGCAUGGCUCUGGCACACCAUACCCUGGCCAAUCACUCAACCCCUUGUUUAUGUGGGGACCCGUGAUCGACUACGACAUGUUCAGCCUACCUCUCAUCGAAGCGUUCAAGCAAGGAAGGUUUAUCAAGGUGCCAGUCAUCUGGGGUGACGAUACCAAUGGUGGCAGCAUCUUCACUUCUCCCUUCACCUCGACUGUCGCCCACAGCAAUCGAUGGAUGAGGACCCAAUACCCCUUUUUGACACUCAGAAAGUUGUGGUUGCUCAACAAGGCGUGGAAGAACACGGUGAAGGAGCAAGACAGAUGCCCCGCAAGAGACUGUUGGAGAGAGCAACUCAGCCAAGUAUACGGUGACAUGCGCUACAUGUGCCCUAGCAUCUACAUGAGCUCUGCUUUCCCAGACCAUGGCUUCAACAACGCGUGGAACUAUCGUUGGAACGUCGAGGAUCCCGACCAGAUUGCAGCAGGACUCGGCGUCCCUCAUGUCAGCGAGAUAUCUGCGUUGUUUGGACCAGAGUAUGUUCUAGAGCCGUACAUCAAUGCACCAAGAACGUAUAGAGAGGGAGAGCUCAACGAAAACGCCGUUGAUGUAAUUCAGAAAUACUGGAUCAGCUUUAUCAAGACAUUUGAUCCCAACACAGAGCGGGCCCAAGGAACGGCUCGAUGGGAGAAGUUUGACAGCAAGAAGCUUAGUCGGCUGCGGUUUGACACGGGAGGAAAGACUGAGAUGGAGUAUGUCGGCAGUGAACUUGCGAGGAGAUGCACGCUUUUGUUCGACAAGAUAUAUUCAAGACGGGUUGGAAGUGGAUGGACCGGAUGGUGA
Messenger RNA from Podospora anserina S mat+, 1596 nucleotides. RefSeq lists its product as uncharacterized. The transcript has 3 exons. Lineage: Eukaryota; Fungi; Ascomycota; Sordariomycetes; Sordariales; Podosporaceae. The coding region runs from base 1 to 1596 and encodes 531 amino acids. The record is from RefSeq and is a predicted model, not a curated record.